UAUACACACACAACACAAACACAAUUCUCUCACCUUAUUCAUUUCAAUUUUUUUUUCACCAUGGAAAUAUCAACAAUGGCACAAGGCAUGCAACUCCAUGCCCGUUUACUCAAAACAAGCAGCCAACAAGACCAAACCCAUUCCCAAUUUCUCAGUAAACUCUUCACUUUCUCCGCCCUUUCGCCUUCCGGUAACCUUGCCUACGCUCGAUGUAUACUCAGCACUCUCACAAGUCCAAACAAUUCAUAUUACUACAACACCAUGAUACGUGCAUAUUCGGACUCACCCGACCCAACCCGGUCCAUCAGACUCUUCCUCGCCAUGCAUGAAGAACCCGGGGUCGUCGUGCCCCGGCCUGAUAAGUAUACGUAUCCGUUCGUGCUCAAGGCUUGUGGGAGACUACGUGAUGUUCGGGUUGGGGAGCAGGUGCAUGCGUUGGUUGUGAAGUCCGGGUUGAAGGUGGAUUUAUACGUGAAUAAUGCGCUUGUGCAUAUGUAUUUUGGAUGUGUUGAUUCGGGUAAUGCUCGUAAGGUGUUCGAUGGAAUGUCCGAGAGAGAUGUCGUUUCGUGGACGACGAUGAUUGAUGGGUUGGUUGAUAAUGAUAGGGGUAUCGAAGCGAUUAGGUUGUUCGGGGAGAUGAUGGAGAGUGGGGUGGAGGCGAAUGAGGCGACUUUGGUUUCGGUUCUGAGAGCAUGUGCCGAUACUGGAGCGUUGAGUGUUGGACGGAAGGUUGAUGGUUUGGUUAAGGAGGGGAGUAUUGGGAGUGUGAAGGGUAACGUUGGGACCGCGCUUAUUGAUAUGUACGCGAAAUGUGGGUGUGUAGAUGAGGCGAGACGAGUUUUUGAUGAGAUGACGGAGAAGGAUGUUUAUGCUUGGACAGCGAUGAUAUCCGGUCUUGCAAGUCACGGGCUUUGUGAGGAGGCGAUGGAGCGUUUUGAGGAGAUGAAGAGUGUUGGUGUGAAGCCGGAUGAAAGAACAAUGACUGCUGUUUUAUCGGCUUGUAGGAAUGCCGGUUGGAUUGGUAGAGGAUUGUAUCAUGUAAGGAGUAUGAAGAAGUAUAUGUUGAGACCUACGAUUCAGCAUUAUGGAUGUAUAGUAGAUACGUUUGUGCGUGCUGGACAGUUGGAGGAGGCGGAGCAGUUUAUCAGGAAGAUGGUGCCGAUUGAUCCGGAUGUUGUGCUAUGGAGGACGUUGUUAUGGGGUUGUAAGAUUCACGGAGAUGUUGAAAGGAGUGAGCGCUUAUUAAAGGACGUUGAGCUUUUGAAAAUGGAUUCUCGUGAUUGUGGGAGUUACGUACUUCUUGGGAAUGUCUAUGCAGCCACGGGGAAUUGGAAGGAGAAGGCGAAGAUGAGAGAGUUGAUGAAUCAAAGAGGGUUAGUGAAGACACCGGGGUCUAGCAGGAUUGAGAUUGAUGGCAACAUCCAUGAAUUUACAGCGGGAGACUCCAGACACGUUGAAUCAGAUAAUAUCUAUGCAAAAUUGGAUGAAAUAGAAGAAAACGUUAGCAGAGAAGGUUAUGAUCCCAAAGUUUCGGAGGUAUUACUUGAAAUAGAUGAUGACGAGAAAGCAUCUCAGCUUCUCCACCACAGCGAGAAACUUGCAUUGUCCUUCGGACUUAUUAAAACUAAUCCGGGAACUGUCAUAAGGAUAGUGAAGAACCUAAGGUCUUGCGAGGAUUGUCAUUUGUUCAUGAAACUAAUCUCAAAGUUAUACCAAAGAGAGAUCAUCAUUAGGGACCGUAUCCGUUACCAUCACUUCAGGGAUGGCGAAUGUUCUUGUGGAGAUCGAUGGUGAUUGUAGUUUUCAUCGCUGAGAAAAUGUACCAACCAUUUGUUUUACAAGGACUCGGACCAAGAACUUUCUGCAACUGUUGCAUCUACAUUAUGGCAUCGAUGACCUCAAUUUUGAUCGCUCAAUCCAUGAUUUUCACAAGCGUGACCAACAUAGUUACGAAAGGAAACAGAGGUACAUGAAAAAUCUGAUCACAAUGUUUAAGAUAAUGCAACAAUCCUAUAGUUUUGUACUUUAUGAAGUUGUAUGAAGAUGUUUAUACUA
Molecule: messenger RNA, 2055 nt
Organism: Capsicum annuum
Lineage: Eukaryota; Viridiplantae; Streptophyta; Magnoliopsida; Solanales; Solanaceae
Product: pentatricopeptide repeat-containing protein At4g21065
Exons: 1
Coding region: 61-1794 (577 amino acids)
Biological process (GO): RNA modification
Molecular function (GO): RNA binding; zinc ion binding; protein binding
Source: RefSeq, a predicted model, not a curated record